AUGUCGUUGAUUCCACUUCCUGAGUCACUUGUGCCAUUUUUGGAGCCAUACCUCCCCAAGCCCAUCAAUAGAAGACCAUUUAUCACCUUGACAUAUGCACAAUCGAUUGAUUCGAGAAUUGCCGCUGAGCCUGGCGUACAGACUAAAUUAUCCCAUUUGGAAACAAAAACAAUGACGCAUUACCUUCGGUCAAAACAUGAUGCGAUACUUGUUGGUGUGGGUACAGUUUUAGCAGAUGAUCCGAAAUUGAAUUGUCGCUAUGGGGGUGGUAAAAUCAGACCAAUUGUGGUGGAUCCAUCAGGCAGGUGGGAUUACAAUACAUCGACUUUAAAAAAAAUUUGUGACGCUGGUGAAGGAUUACCACCGUAUAUUCUUGUUGAUGAGCUGGUGGAGAAAGAGGGUGUCGUUAAAUUGCCAUUACUAGGUGGAGACAAUUGGGAAAUCAUUUUUGACAAAUUGUAUGAAUUGGGUAUCAAGUCGGUCAUGGUUGAAGGCGGAGCUCGUGUGAUUAAUUCUUUACUCGGAAAGACUGUUGACAGUAUUAUUAUCACUGUAGCUCCUGUAUUCCUCGGAGAACAAGGUGUCCAAGUGUCUCCAUCUACUAGUGUCUGUCUUACAGAUGCGUCCUGGUGGACAGGUGUUCAAGAUAGCGUACUUUGCGCAAGAUUACAAACAGAUUCUAUAUGA
This is a messenger RNA of Lodderomyces orthopsilosis Co 90-125, 687 nucleotides long. RefSeq names its product 2,5-diamino-6-(ribosylamino)-4(3H)-pyrimidinone 5'-phosphate reductase. Lineage: Eukaryota; Fungi; Ascomycota; Pichiomycetes; Serinales; Debaryomycetaceae. Gene Ontology annotation, molecular function: 5-amino-6-(5-phosphoribosylamino)uracil reductase activity. The record is from RefSeq and is a predicted model, not a curated record. The transcript has a single exon. Gene Ontology annotation, biological process: riboflavin biosynthetic process. The coding region runs from base 1 to 687 and encodes 228 amino acids.